AUGGGAGAACCGGCACCGGCGGUUGUGGUGGUGGAAAAAGAUCGGCUUCCCAAGGAAAAUGAUGAGAUUAUUGUGAGUUUGUCUAACUGUGUCUAGUGACCCUACUUAAUCCUAAAUUUUCAGCGCGACAGUGGAAAACGGUACAAAUUGAGUCGAAUUCUUGGAGAAGGUGGAUAUGGAAUAGUUUUUGCUUCCGAAGAUGAUGGAUAUCAAAUUGCGAUAAAAACUGAAAAAUUUAGUAAAUCGCAGCUGAAAAUUGAGAUAAUUGUAUUGAAAGCGGCGAAUUCGAUGAAUUGUAAACAUUUUUGUGAAUUAUUAGAUUGUGGAACGAAAGGAAAGGAUUUCGAUUGGAUGGUUAUGACGUUGCUUGGAAAGGAUUUGCAUAAAUUGAGAUGUGAAUUGCCGGAUCGGAAAUUUGGAUUGAAUACGGCGUUGAGAAUUGGAAUACAGACUUUGAAGGUAGAGUGCGAUUAUGUUCAAAAAAACAUCGACAGGUCAUUUUUCAGGCCUGUGAAGAGCUUCACCGAAUCGGCUUCGUUUCCCGCGACAUUAAACCUGGAAAUUUUGCGCCAGGCGUCAAAGCGAAUCGUCAAAGCCGUACAAUUUUCAUGUACGAUUUCGGACUCGCCAGAAAAUACGUGGAUAAAAACAACGCGGUUUUGCCAACUCGAAAAAGAGGUUGGCUGGCGUGGAACAACACGGUAUGGAAGUCUGAAUGCACAUAA
Messenger RNA from Caenorhabditis angaria, 725 nucleotides. NCBI's taxonomy places the organism in Eukaryota, Metazoa, Nematoda, Chromadorea, Rhabditida, Rhabditidae. The record is from the annotation of a GenBank genome assembly.